AUAGUCACAGAGUCACAGGCGCACUGUGAUUCCUAUUGAUUCCUCCUUUGCUCUCGUCACAAACACGCUAUCUGGGGCACUGUGUAUCAAUUGAUCUUUACGGAGUGCGUUCAUUACGGAGUGCGUCGACCUAUAAAAAGGAGUGUGGCUUGGAGCACUGGACCAGACUUUCCCCAGUUCUGUUCUUGAGGUGCGAGGGAGACUCCAGAGAGAGAUACUGAGCAAUAUGGAGGGGACUUUCCGAGAGCAGCUGUUCUUUGUUGUGUUAUGUCUGUCAGUUCUCAAGGGAGACGCCAGGUACAUGGAGGAAAAUGAGAUCACUCCAGAAGGAUUAUUUUCCCUUCUUAAUUCUGAACUCAAAAGAGAAAUACCAGAGGAAUUCAUUUACAGCCGACCUCUCCGGUGUCUGGACAUGGUGGCAGCAGAGGGUCAGUUCACCUUUACAGCAGACCGGCCUCAUCUCAGCUGUGCUGCUUUCUUCAUCGCUGAGCCCAACCAGGUCAUCAAUGUGGAGUAUGAUAGCGUUGACAUCGACUGCAGAGGUGGAGACUUCAUCAAGGUGUUUGACGGCUGGGUGAUGAAGGGAGAGAAGUUCCCUAGUUCCCAGGAUCACGCCCUGCCGCUGAUGGAACGCUACGUAGACUACUGCGACUCCGGGACUGUCAGGAGAACCGUACGGUCAUCUCAGAACGUUGCAAUGGUGUUCUUCCGUGUUCACACCGUCGGCAGCUCCUUCACCCUGACUGUCAGGAAACCCAUCAACCCUUUCCCCUGUAAUAUCAUCUCCCAGACACCAGAGGGCAGCUUCACCAUGGUGAUACCCCAGCAGCACAGGAACUGCAGCUUCUCCAUCAUCUACCCCGUGGAGAUCAAGAUCGCUGAGCUCAGCCUGGGACACCUCAACGACUUCCCCAUCAAGAAGUCCAUGCCAGGCUGUGCUGGAGCAGGGGACUUUGUGGAGCUGCUGGGAGGGAACGGGAUGGACCCGUCUAAGAUGUUCCCAGUAGCUGACCUCUGCUACAACUUCAACGGCCCCGCCCAGAUGAAGAUAGGUUGUGACAACACUGUGGUGAGAAUGGUGUCCAGCGGUAGGUUUGUCAACCGGGUGGCGUUCCAGUACCGGCUACUGGACCGACAGGAGCUGCAGAGGAUCAAGGUGAACAGUGUGGAGGAUUUCUGCUUCACUGGCUGAGCUCUCUCUAUCUAUCUCUCUAUCUACCACUUAGCUAAUGGGGACCACCCAUCACUGGCUGCCAAAUCUACCAUGAUACUGAUUACAGAAAAAAAUCCUGAGGAUUGCCAUAACGUUCUGUUCUGUACUCCUUUUUGAAUUUAAAGAGAUUCAUUUAUUUUUUACCUCAUUGUUUUUUCUUCUUCACUAUAUGUUAAAUGAAUUGUGGCUGGCGCUCAAGCUUAAUAAAGUGUUAUUUUGUGUUUGUGGGCAGUUCUGCUAUUGGUUUGAUUCUAUGAAUGCCAGUGAAAACAGACCAGUGAGGGUGUUAGCAGGGUGUUUUGGUUCACGUUCUUUACAAGGAAGGGUGUUGAAAAACUGAAUUGUUUCUUUCUAUUUAUUUUGGGAGACGAUGUGUGUCGUUUUGGGACUGUGGCCGGAGGCAAGUGUUCAAUAGAGUAUGUUAAAUACAUGUUCAUUGCUGUUAUCUUUAUUUAUUUGUAUCAAACUAUUUUUUUGUAAUAAAACUGAGCCGCAUGAUAAAGCA
Messenger RNA from Salvelinus fontinalis (brook trout), 1718 nucleotides. RefSeq names its product corticotropin-releasing factor-binding protein-like. The record is from RefSeq and is a predicted model, not a curated record. Gene Ontology annotation, biological process: negative regulation of corticotropin secretion; negative regulation of corticotropin-releasing hormone receptor activity; hormone-mediated signaling pathway. Gene Ontology annotation, molecular function: corticotropin-releasing hormone binding. NCBI's taxonomy places the organism in Eukaryota, Metazoa, Chordata, Actinopteri, Salmoniformes, Salmonidae. The transcript is spliced from 7 exons. The coding region runs from base 227 to 1192 and encodes 321 amino acids.